AUGAGCCAGUGGGGCCAGGUCCAGCAGCUGGACUUCCAGUUUCUGGAUCAGGUGGACCAGUUCUACGACGACGGCUUCCCCAUGGAGAUCCGCCAGCUGCUGGCCCAAUGGGUCGAAAGCCAAGACUGGGAAGCGGCGUCGACGAACGAGCCGCUGGCGAGGAGCCUGCUGCAGAGCCUGCUGGCCCAGCUGGACGAACGCCUCGACUGGGCGGCCCGGGACAAGAACCUCGUCCUCGCCCACAACCUCAAGAGGGUCCGCAAACUGCUGCAGGGCAAGUACAGCGGGAACCCCGUGCACAUGGCCGUCGUCAUCGCCAACUGCCUCAGGGAGGAGAGAAGGGUCCUGGCCGCCGCCAGCGUGCCCGUGCAGGGGCCCCUGGAGAAGUCCCUGCAGAAUUCCGUGAUCUCCGAGCGGCAGAGAAGUAUGGAGCACAAAGUGUCCGCCAUCAAAAACAGCGCCCAGAUGACGGAACAAGACGUCAAAUUCUUGGAAGACCUGCAAGAUGAGUUUGACUUCAGGUACAAAACCAUCCAGGGCUUUGACCAAGGCGACAAGAACAGUGUCCUCAUGAAGCAAGAAGUUGUAGCCCUGCAGGGCAUGCUCAACACUCUGGACUUCAAGAGAAAGGAAGUCCUGGCCAAGAUGGCGCAGGUGGUGAACGAGGUGGGCGCGCUGAUGGACGGCCUGCUGGUGGAAGAGUUGCUGGACUGGAAGCGGAGGCAGCAGAUCGCCUGCAUUGGGGGGCCGCUGCCCGGCGGGCUGGACCAGCUGCAGAACUGUUUCACGCCGCUGGCGGAGACCCUGUUCCAGGUGCGCCGGCAGCUGGACAAGCUGGACGAGCUGUUCACCAAGGUGACCUACGAUGGCGACCCCAUCCCGCUGCAGAGGCCGCACCUGCAGGACAGGGCCGAUUUCCUCACCUACAGCCUCUUUCGGAACUCUCUCGUGGUUGAGCGACAGCCCUGCAUGCCCACUCACCCUCAGAGGCCGAUGGUCCUGAAGACCCUCAUCCAGUUCACCGUGAAACUAAGGAUGCUGAUUAAACUGCCGGAGCUGAGCUGCCAGCUCAAAGUGAAAGCCACCAUCGACAGGAACGUCUCCACAGUCAGCAACCGCAGGUUCGUGCUGUGUGGGACGCACGUGAAGGCCAUGAACAUGGAGGAAUCAGCCAACGGGAGCCUUUCCGUGGAGUUCCGACACUUGCAACCGAAGGAGUUGAAAUCCAGCGCGGGGACCAAGGGAAAUGAGGGCUCUCACAUGGUCACGGAAGAGCUCCACUCCAUCAGCUUCGAAACGCAGGUGUGCCUCUACGGUCUGGUCAUGGACUUGGAGACCUGCUCCUUGCCCGUGGUGAUGAUUUCCAACGUGAGCCAGCUUCCCAACGCCUGGGCCUCCGUCAUCUGGUACAACCUGUCCACCAGCGAUCCCCAGAAUUUGGUGUUUUUCACGUCCCCGCCGGUGGCCCCCCUCAACCAGCUCCUGGAGGUGCUCAGCUGGCAGUUCUCCUCCUACGUGGGCCGAGGCCUCAACUCCGAACAACUCAACAUGCUGGCCGAGAAGCUCACAGUGUCACAAGGCAGCUAUGCUGAUGGACAGCUCACCUGGGCCAGGUUCUGUAAGGACCACCUACCCGGAAAGCCCUUCACCUUCUGGGUUUGGCUGGAGGCCACCCUGGAUCUCAUCAAGAAGCACAUCCUCCCCCUCUGGAUCGACGGGUACGUGAUGGGGUUUGUGAGCAAGGAGAAGGAGCGGGCGCUGCUCAAGGAUAAGCCGCCAGGCACCUUCCUGCUGCGCUUCAGCGAGAGCCACCUGGGUGGUGUCACCUUCACGUGGGUGGACCACGCCGAGAACGGAGAGGUGAGGUUCCAUUCAGUGGAGCCGUACAGUAAAGGCCGGCUGGCCGCCCUGCCCUUCGCCGACAUCCUCCGCGACUAUAAGGUCAUCCUGGCCGAAAACAUCUCCGAAAACCCGCUCAAGUAUCUCUACCCGGACGUCCCCAAAGACAAGGCCUUCGGCAAGCACUACAGCAGCCAGCCGGAUCGUGCUUCGAGACCCACAGAAAGGGGAGACAAAGGUUACGUCCCUUCCGUGUUCAUCCCAAUCUCAACCAUCCGGAGCGACUGCCCCGAGCCGCAGUCUCCGGCCGACCUGCUGCCCAUGUCCCCGAGCGUCUACGCCGCCCUCACGGAGCACCUCAGCCCCGCCACCAUCCAGAGCGCGAUGGGCUCCCCGUAUUCCGCCGACUGAAUGCCGCGCCCCAAGGCCCCGGCCGGAGAAGAUGGCAGCGCCCGUGUGACCCGGCGCAUCGAGGGGGUGCCGGCCUCCGGCCGCCUGGACCAGACCGGACAGGGACUGGACCGUCCCCCCUCACUCGCUUCCCAUUUUCCUGGCCAACUGCCCCUUCCCUGAGUUCCCUGCAGCGGGGCUCCGAUCGGCCCAUCCGGAAAGUUGCCGCUGCUUUCCUGCCUUUCUCCGGUCCUCCGGGCUCUGACUCCAUUCCUUUGGGAUCGGGAUCCCGGCUGGCCCAGAAGGGGCCCACGGGUCCCCCCAACCCCAAUUAGCCGCCAAAUCCGGGAAGCGGCAUCGCCCGCUGCCAAUUCCCCCCGCGCCAUUCCCGGGAGAGCCUUGGGCCCAAGCACAGACUCCUGAACCAAGGGAUGGGCCGUCCAACAAUCCACGCUACCCACCGAGCGCUUACUUUUAGACUGUGAGCCCACUGUUGGGUAGGGACCGUCUCUAUAUGUUGCCAACUUGU
This is a messenger RNA of Tachyglossus aculeatus (Australian echidna), 2758 nucleotides long. It is a transcript of the gene STAT4, whose product is annotated as signal transducer and activator of transcription 4. Lineage: Eukaryota; Metazoa; Chordata; Mammalia; Monotremata; Tachyglossidae. Bases 1 to 2250 code for a protein of 749 amino acids. The record is from RefSeq and is a predicted model, not a curated record. The transcript is spliced from 23 exons. Gene Ontology annotation, molecular function: DNA-binding transcription factor activity, RNA polymerase II-specific; RNA polymerase II cis-regulatory region sequence-specific DNA binding. Gene Ontology annotation, biological process: cytokine-mediated signaling pathway; defense response; regulation of transcription by RNA polymerase II.